This is a messenger RNA of Helianthus annuus (common sunflower), 675 nucleotides long. RefSeq lists its product as uncharacterized. The transcript has 2 exons. The record is from RefSeq and is a predicted model, not a curated record. Lineage: Eukaryota; Viridiplantae; Streptophyta; Magnoliopsida; Asterales; Asteraceae. Bases 1 to 675 code for a protein of 224 amino acids.
AUGGCAUCUAAUUCUUGGUGGUCCUCGUCUUCUUCGGACGAAGAGGAGAUGUUUUUCGCAAACGUUGUGGUAAAGGUGGCCCAGAUUCUUUUGGAGGAGGAAGAGGAAGAUGUCUCGUCUGAAAACGUUAUUACCAGACGAAUACGGAUUAACAGAGACCACGAAGGAGCGCACGAGAAGUUGGUGAACGAUUAUUUUUCGGAUGCACCCCUUUACAAUGCCGACAUUUUCAAACGAAGGUUCCGAAUGAGUCGCCGGUUAUUCACACAGAUUGCUGAUGAUUUGGCGGGGCUAGACCCAUUUUUCACGCAACGACCCGAUGCUCGGAAUUAUGAAGGGUUCACCACGUUACAAAAGUGUACUGCGGCCCUUCGCCAACUGGCGUACGGGACAGUGGCCGAUGCUUUGGACGAGUACUUACAGAUGUCGGCAAGAACUUCGCGGGAAUGUUUGUAUCGGUUUUUCCAUAAUGCGGUGAAACUGUAUAGCAAACAGUAUUUGCGGAAACCAAACGCGUAUGAUGUUCAACAGUUGUACCAAGCUCAUGAAGCAAGGCACAGGUUUCCGGGAAUGCUUGGAAGCAUUGAUUGUAUGCAUUGGGCGUGGCAUAACUGCCCGACUGCAUGGCGAGGCCAAUACACGCGAGGUGAUCACGGCCAUCCAACCUUAAUGUGA